UUUGCGUCCCGCACGUGGCUCAAACCGCCCUCCCGUUGUGACAUAAUCCAACAUGGCGGCCACGGUUGUUAGACAGCUCAGGACAUCUGUUCAGGUUGCAGCUGGAGGGCUGAAAGCUGCAGCUGCUGGCCAGCAUGGAGUCGGCGGCGCUGCCAGGGUCCUUUCUGCUCCUGUUCUCCAGAAAUCCUUUUUCUCCACCAGCGCCUCCAGAUGGGCGGCCGCCGUCACGCAGCCGGCGCCCGGCUUUAAGGCCACAGCGGUCCACAACGGGGAGUUUAAGGACCUGAGUCUGGCUGACUUCAAGGGAAAAUACCUUGUUCUGUUCUUCUACCCUCUGGACUUUACGUUCGUUUGUCCGACGGAGAUCAUCUCGUUCAGCGACAAGGCCAAGGAGUUUCACGACGUCAACUGUGAGGUGGUGGGCGUGUCUGUGGAUUCUCACUUCACCCACCUGGCCUGGAUCAACACGCCACGAAAGGCUGGAGGUUUAGGAAACAUCCACAUCCCUCUGCUGUCGGACCUCAACAAGCAGAUCUCCAGAGACUACGGGGUUCUGCUGGACGGCCCGGGAAUCGCAUUGAGGGGGUUAUUCAUCAUCGAUCCAAACGGUGUGGUGAAGCACAUGAGCGUCAACGACCUGCCAGUGGGUCGGAGCGUAGAGGAAACGCUGCGCCUGGUGAAGGCCUUCCAGUUCGUCGAGACGCACGGAGAGGUUUGUCCAGCCAGCUGGACGCCGAAGUCGCCCACAAUCAAACCAACCCCUGAAGGAUCGAAGGAGUACUUUGAGAAGGUCAACUAAACGGAAAUAAUAAAAAGCUUCUUAGUUUACCGAUAAAUCUGUUCGACAAAAUCCCGGCUUUGAUUCGUCUGGACCAGUUUGUUUCUGUUUAUCAACUCACAUCUCUACUGUAUGAAGAUAAUAAAAAUCACUGAGUAACCCCUGUACAUAAA
Molecule: messenger RNA, 951 nt
Organism: Poeciliopsis prolifica (blackstripe livebearer)
Lineage: Eukaryota; Metazoa; Chordata; Actinopteri; Cyprinodontiformes; Poeciliidae
Gene: prdx3
Product: peroxiredoxin 3
Exons: 7
Coding region: 53-799 (248 amino acids)
Biological process (GO): cellular response to stress; cell redox homeostasis; response to oxidative stress
Cellular component (GO): cytosol; mitochondrion
Molecular function (GO): thioredoxin peroxidase activity
Source: RefSeq, a predicted model, not a curated record